This is a messenger RNA of Columba livia (rock pigeon), 2992 nucleotides long. It is a transcript of the gene ANO10, whose product is annotated as anoctamin 10. NCBI's taxonomy places the organism in Eukaryota, Metazoa, Chordata, Aves, Columbiformes, Columbidae. The record is from RefSeq and is a predicted model, not a curated record. The transcript is spliced from 13 exons. The coding region runs from base 144 to 2111 and encodes 655 amino acids.
AAAAGCGGGGGCGUGGCCACAAGGCGGAGGGGCGUGGGCAGCGGCAGCCGCGGGGCGGUGGCACGUUGGGUCACCCCGGCGCGCCUCCUGCCCGCGCCGGGCUGCCUGCGGCCGCGGCCCGCCUCCCGCCCUGCCCUGCGGAUAUGGAGCCGGCAGCCGGCGCAAGCUCUCUAAAGAUGUCAGAAAGCUGGUCUUUCUUGGAUACUGUUGAGCCUAACUUCAGGCCUCUGGUAGUAGUUGAGCUUGCAAAAGGCACCAAAGAGGAAACCAGAGAAUGGUUCACCAAACGAAUUGUGGACAAAAAGGCAAAUGGAGGUGCACAACUGCUGGUUAAACCAUUGGGCACAGAAAAUGGAGAAGAAAAUAUUUAUCUAGUUGGAGCUUCCCACUUAAGGCUGUUGCUGGGAGCUGAAACUGUGGGUUUGGUGAAGGAAUGUAAUGAUAACUCAAUGAGAACUUUUACAUACAGCAGCAGAAAAACUUUCAAAGGCUUUGCAGAUGACAAUCACAAUUUCCUUACAAUCGCAGAAUGUCAAUAUAUCAUCAAACAUGAACUCGAAAAUUUGAGAGCUAAAGAUGAAAAAAUGAUCCCUGGAUAUCCUCAGGCAAAACUGUAUCCAGGAAAAUCAAUUGUGAGAAGAUUAUUGACCAAUGGUAUUCUAGUUCAGAUUUUCCCACUGCAUGAUAGAGAAGAGUUGAAAAAGCUCCGUCACAGCUGGUAUGGUCGAGUGAAAGUUGGCUAUCAACCCUUAGAUGAGAUACGCUGCUACUUCGGUGAAACCAUUGCUCUCUACUUUGGCUUCUUAGAGUACUUCACAUUCGCUUUGAUUCCAAUGGCUGUCAUUGGGAUUCCUUAUUAUGUGUUUGCAUGGGAAGACUAUGACAAAUACGUGAUGUUUGCUACAUUCAAUCUGCUCUGGUCCACUGUGAUACUGGAAGUUUGGAAGCGGAUUUGCGCCAUCAUGACAUAUCGUUGGGGGACGCUGUUGAUGAAACGACAGUUUGAAGAACCAAGACCAGGCUUCCAUGGUGUCCUGGGUAUCAAUCCCAUCACUGGGAAGGAGGAACCAGUGUACUCAAGUAUUAAGAGACAGAUACGGAUUUAUCUGGUGUCCUUACCAUUUGUGUGCCUUUGCCUCUACUUCUCACUGUAUGUGAUGAUGAUUUACUUUGACUUGGAACAGUGGGCUCUGGAUUAUCAUGAAGAGAAUGAGUCUACCUUCAGCAGCUUGAUGCUGUUUGUACCCAGUAUCAUAUAUGCUGUUGUGAUUGAGAUUAUGAACCGUAUCUAUCGGUAUGCUGCUGAAUUCUUGACAUCAUGGGAAAAUCACAGGCUGGAAUCUUCUUACCAGAAUCAUUUAAUUCUGAAAGUUUUAGUGUUCAACUUCUUAAAUUGUUUUGCAUCUCUUUUCUACAUUGCCUUUGUGCUGUUUGAUAUGAAGCUUUUGAGGCAGAGCUUGGCCACUUUGCUGAUAACUUCGCAGAUCAUUAAUCAGUUUGCAGAAUCCGUGUUUCCUUACUGGCUCCAGAAGAGACAUAAGAAGAGGAUGAAGAAACGCGUGUGUUCUAUGAAAACAGAUACAGACCUGUCGUUAGUUGAACAAGUCAACUUGGAGAAAGAAAUGGGCACCUAUUUUGGUACUUUUGAUGAUUACCUGGAGUUGUUCUUGCAGUUUGGCUAUGUGAGUCUUUUCUCCUGUGUUUAUCCACUGGCAGCUGUCUUUGCAGUGUUAAACAACAUCACAGAGAUAUAUUCCGAUGCCUUAAAGAUGUGCAGAGUUUACAAGCGUCCAUUUUCAGAACCCACAGCAAAUAUUGGUGUUUGGCAGUUGGCUUUUGAAACUAUGAGUGUAAUAUCAGUUGUUACUAAUUGCAUACUGAUUGGAAUGUCUCCGCAAGUGAAUGCCCUUUUCCCAGACUCAAAAAUGGACCUUAUGCUGACUGUGGCAUUGGUAGAGCACUUGCUACUGGCAAUAAAGUUUAUCAUGGCAUUUGUAAUUCCGGAUAAACCAAGAGAUAUCCAGAUAAAACUGGCCAAAUUGGAAUUUGAAUCUCUAGAGGCCCUCAAACAACAGCAAAUGAAGCUGGCGGCUGAGUCACUGAAGGAGUAAACGUGGAGGAGCGAGGAUGAGUAAAAGUGGAGGAGCAAGGAUGAGUAAAGCCGUCACGUGUGGAUGCGGACACUUGUUGAGCAUUUGUCGGUGAGGAUGCGCAGCCCUCAGCGUCUGCACUCCACCAUCUACUCAGUAGGUGGCACCUGCUUGUAUGAAACUUGGUAAACACUCCCUGCCUCACACUGCAAAAAAAAACAUAUAUAUAUAUAUAUUUCUUCUGCUUUCUUCGUUUCUCAAACGCAACGAUUUGUGAAGUUAACACUAAAUAAAACACUCCAGCUUAUACUAGGUCUGGUUGAAACCUGCCAGGCCCACCGUCCUCCAGGUGAUUGAAAACAGAUCCUGUGAGUAAGCACCCGGAAGCUAACGAGAGUUUUCAACUGCAACUUUGUAAAAGAAAAUUAAAAAGGUAAACUAGUGUUUAAUUCAGAUUGUACGGUCCCUUCGGGGUUAUUGCCCCUUUUGUUCCUUUAUUACAAUAGCUAAUCAAUCCUAUAUUAUUCCAAAGAGUGCUUAUUAGCUACUGUUUGCACAUAACAAAUUAACUUAAGUAUUUUAUACAUUGCAUAAUGAAAUAUAUUAUUGUUCCCUAUAUGAGCUGAGAAAUAGUUGAACAUAAAUAUUAUGAAGUAUGCAUUACGUACUCCUGCGUGCUAGAUAUCUAAGUAAGCCCCAGCUAAAAUCUGUUCAAAAGCUGGGUAAAAAGCAUUCAGUAGGAAGUGCAGGAAGAGCAGUAAUUUAUGAAGUAGAUUUUGGUUUUAAUUUACAUUAGAUUUUGGUAUCACGUCCCUGGCUCCUGAACUGCAGUAUUGUAUGAAUGGGUAUGAAUGAAGCGAUAGUAACAGAUUAAUUAAACUUGAUACCUGAUGUACCAGUAA